This is a messenger RNA of Clonostachys solani, 1179 nucleotides long. NCBI's taxonomy places the organism in Eukaryota, Fungi, Ascomycota, Sordariomycetes, Hypocreales, Bionectriaceae. The record is from the annotation of a GenBank genome assembly.
AUGGCUGUCGCGGGGCUGCAUUUCAAUCGUGUGCACAAGUACCGGGCGGGCUCGAAGAAUUGGCUGUCGAGACAAUUUGGCAUCGUGAAUUUCCGGCACAUUCUCGACCCGAGACUGUCGCUAUCCACUGCGCUCGGGAGCAUCAAGACCGUGGAAGAAUGGACUGAGAAGAGCAUCGAAAUCCAACAUGCCAGGAGUGAGGGGGAGGCAGGCGUCGGACUCGUAACGAAGAAACACGCUGGGAAAAAGUCAAACGAGGUCUGGCUUGAGGCGAAAGAUGCCGAGGGCAGAACGCCUCUCGCGCUGGCUGCCUCGAUCGGGCACGAAUCUCUCGUCCGGCUGCUACUCGGCAAGGGAGCCGAUAUCGAGUCCAGAGAUAUGCUCGGCAGAACACCUUUGGCCUGGGCCGUCGAGUCCGGGCAUGCGGCUGCUCUCCAGGUAUUGAUUGAGCACGGCGCCAACAUUGAAGCUCAAGACCUGCCAUUUGGUCGGACACCCUUGUCGCGGGCGGCCACGAUCGGGCACAUGGCAAUCCUCCAAAUUCUACUCGAUAAGGGAGCAAACAUCGAGGCCAAGGAUUCGCUCAGCAGGACCCCGCUAGCACGGGCUGUGAAAAUGGGGAACGAGGCCGUUGUUCAGCUGCUGGUCGACAAGGGCGCCAACAUCGACGCCAGAGACCAGCACGGAAGGACACCACUCGCGCGUGCUGCUGACAGAGGACACGAGACCAUCAUCCAGAUGCUGCUCGAUAAAGGUGCCAGUAUAGAAGCCAAAGAUGAAGUCGGCAGGUCGGCACUGGCGCGGGCCGCCGAGCGAGGGCACGAAGCUGUUGUUUAUAUGCUCUUGGAGAGGGGUGCAAACAUUGAGGCCAGGGACCAGAUGGCCAGCAUGACACCGCUCGCAAGGGCAGUUACGACAAUGCACAUGCCCGUUGUUCAGAUGCUGCUCGAUAACAACGCUGACAUCGAAGCCAAAGACGCGCUUGGCAGAACACCACUUGCCUGGGCAGUGAUCACAAGGCGAGAGGCCGUGGUCAAGGCGCUGGUUGAAAAGGGUGCCGACAUCAUGGCGAUUGAUCAAGACGGCCUGACGCCUCUGGCCUGGGCCAGCGGACAGGAGGCUAUUGGUCACAUUCUUUGCACCGAGAAGGCAAAGGGGGCUCUACCAAGGAUACCUUGA